AUGCAUUCUGACGACCACAAAAUCAUUAUAAGAGCAGACAAAAGACCAUCUGGAAGCCAUGAAAGACAAUUCAAUGCUCCCACUUUCAAUGAAGUCGCAGUGGUGAUUGUUGCCGAAAAUGUGGCAUCACGCGAUAUUGUUCUUAAGCGUCGCGAUGGUGGACAAUUGCAGCGCGUGUACGAGACUCAUCGGUCAUAUGAUGCGCUUCAAUACCCGUUGAUGUUCUGUAGAGGAGAGGAUGGCUAUCACUUAAAUAUUAAGAUGUUCAACCCAAUGACGGGAGAAGAAACGAAUAAAAAUGCCAGCUCAAUGAAUUUUUAUGCAUAUCGAUUGAUGAUUCGACAAGAUGUUGACAACCAUCUAUUGAGAUAUCGCCGGUUGUUUCAAAAGUACUGCGUCGACAUGUACGUCAAGGUCGAAACGGAGCAGCUCAAUUUCAUUCGCUUCAAUCAGUCAAAGUUACGAUCAGACGAGUACAUCCACUUGCGUUAUGCCAUCGCUACCGAAGGAGACGCGGCCAACAUUGGUCGUUUGACUAUUCUCCCGGCUACUCAUAUUGGAAGCCCGCGACACAUGCUGAAUAUGCCCCAGAUGCGAUGA
Metopolophium dirhodum (rose-grain aphid) is the source of this 600-nucleotide messenger RNA. RefSeq lists its product as uncharacterized. Bases 1 to 600 code for a protein of 199 amino acids. The transcript has 2 exons. Lineage: Eukaryota; Metazoa; Arthropoda; Insecta; Hemiptera; Aphididae. The record is from RefSeq and is a predicted model, not a curated record.